This is a messenger RNA of Acaulospora colombiana, 698 nucleotides long. NCBI's taxonomy places the organism in Eukaryota, Fungi, Glomeromycota, Glomeromycetes, Diversisporales, Acaulosporaceae. The record is from the annotation of a GenBank genome assembly.
CGGUCAGGACCAAAGACCUGCUGUUCGGUGUUAAAAAUCUCCUCACGGCCUUACUAAUUGGCUUCGAACGGGAACUUUUCAAAAUGGGGUAUGAUUGUUUAGGUUCUACCGGCUAUUACAUACCACCAAAGAUGGCUGCCAAAACAAAUGAUCCAGCACAAAGGUGGAGAAAUGAGGAAAAUCCGGACGAGGCCGCAGAGUUAAUGGCAGAAGGUUCAGCAGUAACUGUGAUGGUCGUUUUAGAGCCAGAAGUUCAUGCCUCGCCUUCCAAGCUCAGCAAAAAGGAGAGAAGACUUUUCAAGCGUGAAGUCUUCCAAGAAUAUGUGGCCGAGACGUUGGAAAAGUCUGUACACUCCAAAUCGGCACAGAGAAGAGCGAAACGGAGACAAAAAGAACGACUCGCAGCGGAUAUGUCCGAGAUGGAGCAAGUGUUACAGACUGUUAUUCAGGACCAGCCGAUUGUCACUUCUGCCGCGCAGCAGGAUGAUACGGAGAAAGGCGCGGCAACAAUGCCCACUGCACAAAAGCGUCCGACAGAUAGGGAUGAGAAUGGGCAGAUUGGAGAGAGUACGAGGGCAAAACCCUUGACGAAACAACAAAAGAAGCGGGCAUUGUACGUACCUCGAGACCUCUGCUGUUUGCCGAUUUUGAUUCACGUUUUUAUGAUAGGGCGAUGGAGCAAAAGAGGCUACCUCUGA